ACCUUGUUUACCCUAGAACCCCUAGAACUUCACUGACAGAACUUUGAAGGGUCUCUUGGCCUGGAUUAAAGUACUAUGGAGCAGCUUCUCUCUCCCAGCAACAUGAGUGAAGGAUCUCAUAGAAGUCUCAUACGUGAUAGCCUGGUUCAGCUGAGAUGUCACUUUACAUGGGUGUUGGUUAUAGAAGAUGUAGACAUCCCUGAUUUGGAAGCAAGAAUCUCUGAGACUGAGUUUCUUGACACCAACUAUAGCAUGAGGAUGCACAAUCUGCUGGCUUACGUGAGACAUCUGAAAGGCCAUGACAAGGAAGCCCUGCAGAGCCUGAAGGAAGCUGAAGCCUUGGUCCAGAGAGAGCAGUUGGACAAGAGAAGCCUGGUGACCUGGGGCAACUGUGCCUGGGUGCAUUACCACAUGGGCAACUUGGCAAAAGCCCAGACCUACCUGGACAAGGUGGAGAAUGCCUGCAAGGAGUUUGCAAGUCCCUUCCGCUACAGGAUGGAGUGUGCUGAGAUGGACUCUGAGGAAGGCUGGGCCUUGCUCAAGUGUGGAGGAAAGAACUAUACACGAGCCAUGGCCUGCUUUGCAAAGGCUCUGGAAGUGGAGCCUGAGAACCCUGAGUACAACACUGGCUAUGCAGUCACAGCCUAUCGCCAGGACAGGGAUGAAAAUAGUAUUUCUCUAGAACCACUAAGAAAGGCUGUCAGGUUAAAUCCAGAAGACCCAUACAUUAAAGUUCUCCUUGCCCUAAAGCUUCAGGACUUAGGAGAAUCUGUUGAAGCACAAAUGUAUAUUGAAGAAGCUCUGCCCAGACUAUCCUCCCAGACCUAUGUCUUUGGAUAUGUGGCCAAAUUUUACCGAAGGAGAGGUUUUGUGGAACAAGCUCUCCAUUUCCUUGAAAUAGCCUUGCAGGCAAAACCUUUCUCUGCCUUCCUUCAUCACCAGAUUGGGCUUUGCCACAAGACACAACUGCUACAAAUAAAGAAAGCUACAAACAUGCAACCUAGAGGGAAGGCAAGAGAAAGAGCAGACCAAUCCAUCCAUUUGGCUAUAGAUCAUUUUAAAAAAACUUUAGAACUGAAACCCACUUUUGAGUUAGCUUAUGUUAACCUGGCUGAAAUGUACAUAGAAUUUGGCCAAUUUAGGCAGGCAGAGGGCAGUUUUCAGAAAGUGUUGAGCAUGAGGGACCUUGACGAUCAUAUACAGCAAAACAUUCAUUUCCGCUAUGGCCGUUUCCAAGAGUUUCAUAGGAAAUCAGAAGACAAGGCAAUCACUCACUAUAUAAAAGGCCUGAAAAUAGAAGUGACUUUCUAUACCAAGGAUAAGCUUCUCAAGGCUCUGGGGAAGCUGGCUGAAAGACGAAUUCACCAGAACGUUCGCAUCGUGGAAAGCUUCAGUCUCCUUGGCUUUGUCUAUAGACUCAAAGGGGAGCUAAAUGAGGCCCUGUUAUGCUAUGAGAAGGCUCUGAGGCUCACAGGAGCACUGAACCCUGAGUUUUGAAGCACAGCUCAUCAAAUGGCAUAUUAAGUGUUUGCAUGGCUCAUUACCAUUUUUUUUUGUACAUGAUGCCU
Molecule: messenger RNA, 1568 nt
Organism: Acomys russatus (golden spiny mouse)
Lineage: Eukaryota; Metazoa; Chordata; Mammalia; Rodentia; Muridae
Product: interferon-induced protein with tetratricopeptide repeats 1-like
Exons: 2
Coding region: 76-1497 (473 amino acids)
Biological process (GO): defense response to virus
Cellular component (GO): cytosol
Molecular function (GO): RNA binding; protein binding
Source: RefSeq, a predicted model, not a curated record